Messenger RNA from Aedes aegypti (yellow fever mosquito), 6354 nucleotides. RefSeq names its product Down syndrome cell adhesion molecule-like protein Dscam2 (gene Dscam3). Gene Ontology annotation, molecular function: protein binding. Lineage: Eukaryota; Metazoa; Arthropoda; Insecta; Diptera; Culicidae. The coding region runs from base 665 to 6331 and encodes 1888 amino acids. Gene Ontology annotation, biological process: cell-cell adhesion. The transcript is spliced from 23 exons. The record is from RefSeq and is a predicted model, not a curated record.
GCAAUGAUAUAGUUGGCGGCAGUAUUUCGUGACGGACGGUCGUGCGGUUCUCGGUGUGCCUGGAUCCUUUUUGGUUUGGCGGUGUGAUGUGCUCUGAGAAUUGAUUCUCUAAUGCUGAUUUAUAUCCUCUUUUGGAUUUGUAGCAACCAAACGUUCUGUGUGGGUAUCAAACUUCAUCAUUUCAUCAUAGAUGUUGCACUAGCGCAGCGUGGAUAGGAAUGAUGUAGUGAACACGCUGCGUUGAGUAGGCUUCAGUGCAUGGCGGGAAGGAGUGAGUGAUAUUAGUGGAGUGCCUGUUUGCUCAACACUGUGCGAGAUGACGAGAUGAGUAUGUCGCUCUGGAACGGCUCAAAUUGAAUGGGGCUUUAUUACCCACUCUUUUGUUUUCCACAUUUGAAUAAGGAUGUAAAGUGAUACAACGACCGUGGUGCUGGCAAGGAUGAGGAAAUAAAAGUGUGAUAAUUUAUAAGCGAAACGACAAGUGUUGUGUACUUGUGGUUACCACCGGUAUAUGCUGAGUGUUUUGAUACGAUAAGAUUAUCCUUACUCGGAAGAAGUAAAGCAAUAUUAACGUAUGAUGGAAUACAAUGUGUCAUGAAACAAGAGGAAGUGAAACUAAUCAAACGGAUUAAGGAUUUGCGGAACUGCUGUUUUCAAAAUCGAUAUGAAUCGGAACAGGCGUAAUAUAUAUUUUAAAGAAUCACUAAAAAUGAGACUGUUAUUAAUGAUAGGAUUUUAUGCAACUGGAAUGUUUGAUUAUAAAUUUAUUACUCGUGGAUCAACUGGUCGAGAGAUUGUUACUGCGAAUAUCCAUGUUCCUCAAUUCCUGCAACAACUGCCGUCGAAUUUAAUGUUCAGUAAUGAUACAGGAAGCUCUCAACUGUCGUGUUCUACAUAUGGUUCAUCACAAGUUGAAAUAGCGUGGAUUCUGAGAGACGGAUCUACGGCGACUAACAUUCAAGGUUUAAGGCAAUCGUUUCCUAACGGCACUUUGUAUUUCCCACCAUUUCCGGGUCAUUUAUUUCGAACGGAAGUUCAUGACACUAUUUAUCGAUGCAGAGUAUCAUAUCAUCACUAUGUUUUGCUAAGCAAAAACGUAAAAGUACGAGCAAUUGUACGUCAGCCAUACGAAAUUUUAAUAGAAAAGACUGAUGUAGUUCUCGGUAGUACAGCAUUUCUCCAAUGCAAUAUUUCGCCUCAUGCCCGCGAAUUUGUUCAGGUGUCUGCUUGGUAUCGUGAUAAAGAAAUGCUGAUUCCGGAUCGAUCUGAUUUAGGCAUGCGUUACAUCGUUACAUCACCGAGUGGUGAUUUAUGUAUACGAAAUGUCAACAUCGAUGACAGACAGAAGCAAUUCUCUUGCGUUUCAACUGAUACACUCACGGGAGAAAGGAAAAUAAGCACAUCUGUGUUUUUAACUAUAAAAGAUUAUAUCCCUGAUUCUGCGCCUAUAACAACUCAGCGAUCGGUAACUGAAAUAACUUCCGAUCUGGGUCACACCAUUCAGCUCCCAUGCAAUGUACAAGGCAAUCCUCAACCAAUUUUCACAUGGUUUCGAAUUUCUGACUCCGGCUCAAUGUAUACAGUUCCAUCAACUCAACGUAUAAUACCGUCACAUUCGUUGCUAUUCAUACGGAAAACUGACAUCAUGGAUUCAGGCAGAUGGAUAUGCAAGGCAUCUAAUCAAUUUGGAGAACAGAAGCUCCAAAUACGUCUGACAAUCAACUCGGAAUUAUCAGCGCACAUCAAUCCACAGAUACAGGUGAUCAAUACUGGCAGCACGGCAAAAUUUAAUUGCACUAUCGUUGGUUCGGAAAUUGGAAAAAUUGAGUGGUUUCAUAACGGACAUGCUUUAGCCGACACCGACCGUAUGGGAAACGAUUUCAAAAGAGUCACCGUAACAUCCGAUACCAUUCUCACGAUAGAAAAGGUCAAUAAAGAGGAUAGAGGUGUUUAUCAGUGCAUUGUAUCAAACGCAAAGAGUAGUGCGGAAGCCAGUGCUGAGCUAAAAAUUGGUGAGACGCCUCCGGAAAUCAUAUACAGUUUUGCCGAACAAAACGUUCAUCCUUCAGCUUUUGUGUCGUUGAAAUGCAUGGCUUCAGGAUCGCCGCAUCCUCAAUUCACCUGGAUGCUUGACUAUCAACCAAUUCUUUCUUCAGUACAUCGAUACACGUUCGACCAGUUUAUCGAUGGUAAUGGUCACGUAACAACGCAUCUGAAUAUAACUCACGUGAAUGUGGAUGAUGGUGGGCUUUAUACGUGUAUCGCGUCAAAUCCCAUGGGAAGUAUUUCCCAGAAGGCUCGGUUAAAUGUGUACGGACCACCGUAUGUUAGAGCUAUAGGUUCAAUAAAAGCUAUAUCUGGGGAAAGUAAGGAAAUUUACUGUCCAUUUUCUGGAUAUCCAAUUGAACACAUCAGAUGGAUGCGUAAUGGAUUGAACAUAUCUUCAAAUUCUAGGUUUGCAGUGGCAGAUAUCAAUCAUGGAGGAACAUUGUUGAUUCAUCAUGUAGAUCCACUUCAAGACAAAGGAACCUUUACUUGUGUGGUCUCUAAUCCCAAUGGAGAUGAAGCACGGAGAGAAAUACAGCUUUUAGUCAACAGCCCACCCGUCAUUGAACCGUUUUCAUUUCCCAAAUACGUGAAGGUUGCUGGAAGAGCACAGCUUACUUGCUCGGUAUCGUCCGGUGAUAUCCCGAUUUACUUCAGCUGGAAGAAAGACGGAAUAAUUAUUUCACCCAGUUUACAAGUGACUGAGAUAAAGGAUGAAUUUUUUACUCUGUUGAUAUUGAAAGAAAUUUCCGCUAAGCACAGUGGAAAGUACACGUGUUUUGCACUCAACGCUGCAGCUCAAGUAAACUACACUGCCGAGCUUCUGGUGCAAGUCCCACCAACUUGGAAACGAGAACCAAACGACUUAUCUGUAGUCCUAGGUAAUACUAUUUCAGUACCUUGUGAAGCAGAUGGUUUCCCACAGCCUCGCAUAACCUGGUUGAAAGGACAAGGCAAGAUGUCUGAACAGUUUCAUUCAAUACCGUCAAAGAACAACACUCUCAGUGUCAACUAUGCGACACCCUCGGAUGCUGGGUACUACAUGUGCGAGGCAUCCAAUGGAGUUGGAUCUGACCUUUCAAAAAUCAUCCAUCUGGAUGUCCAUGUUGCAGCUCAUUUCGACAUACCAUCCAAGAACAUGUCUUCGCGACGAGGAGAUACUGUUACACUGGAAUGCUUAGCUCUAGGGGACGAACCUAUUGAUGUUGUUUGGUCACACAUGGACUCUCGGAUAGAUUUCAACACAUAUAGGUACAGCAUUGUACAGAUGAAAGUAGAAAACGGAGUUCGAUCACAAUUAUCCAUAAGUCAAACGGAACGGUAUGAUUCUGGGAAAUAUGUGUGUGCAGCAGACAAUUCUUAUGGUUCCAGUGAACAUGUUAUACAUCUCGCGGUACAGGAACGACCCGAUGCACCAUCGGAUUUAGAAGUACUAGAAGUGGGAAGCAGAAGAAUUAGAUUGUCCUGGAAACGACCGUACGAUGGAAUGUCGCCAGUGCUCAGCUAUCUCGUUCAGUAUCAACCUUUACGUAUGGUUAAGGAUUAUCUAGGAUCAAAACUGGAUACAUCAUGGGAAAAUCCAUCGGUAGUUAACAUAACAUUGUCAAAAGUUAAUGAGGUCCAAAAUGUUGAAAGCAGUACGCGAGAUGAGGCGUAUGUUAUAGGACUCCAUCCAGCAACACAGUAUUUGAUGAGAAUGCUUGCGAUCAAUGAGAUCGAAAGUUCAUCCUUUACCAAUCCCUUAGUGGUAAAAACACACGAAGAAGCGCCAGCAGAACCACCUAGUAAUUUGAAAAUAAAACCCGGGGGAAAAGGUGAACUGAUUGUGACGUGGAAUAUCCCUAACAAAAACUCGUGGAACGGUGAACUCUUAGGUUACAUUAUAAGUUGUGUCGAGGAGAAGCAAAAUAUCAACUACAUAGAGAACACCAAUGUAACGAAUUUAACAUUUACUGCAAAUGGUUGGGCAACUACAAAAAUGUCGAUCGCCAAUUUGAAGAAAUUUACAAGAUAUGCCGUGAAGAUACGAACAUACAAUACAAUGUCAGCUGGACCAUGGAGUCCAAUUACUUAUGGCACUACAAUGGAAGAUAUCCCAGAAGCCCCUCCACAAAACGUUACCUGUCAAAGUCUUUCUUCUCAGAGUAUUAAAAUUGUCUGGCAGGAGCCUCCCCUUCAAUAUCACAACGGUGUUUUACAAGGGUAUAAAGUUUUGUUCCGGCCACUAGCCAAUAACAAUGAAUUUAUACUCCCAUAUGAUAUCAAAAGGACAUCUAAUUUAGAAACAUACCUACAGGCUCUCUUAAAGGCAACAAACUAUUCCAUUCAGGUUCUUAGUUUCACAUUGUCAGGGGACGGAAUGGCAAGCAGUCCUGUGUAUUGUUCUACCGAGGAAGACGUGCCAAAUUCACCGGCUGGUAUCAAAGCUCUUACAUUGACUGCUGAUUCUAUUUUAGUAUCGUGGCUAAAACCCGUUCAUUCCAAUGGAAUUAUUUCGCAUUACACAAUUUUUAGUAAAGAAAAUGGUAAAAUUGGACCAGCAAAAAGUUACAUUGCACGUAUAGAAGAGACAAGUCCAUUGUUGCAUGAAGUACGAGGAUUAUUAGAAAAUCGCAAGUAUGACUUCUGGGUCACAGCAUCCACUUCAAAAGGAGAAGGUGAAGCAACUACUGUAAUAUCACAAACGACCAGCACUAGAGCACCGGCAAAAAUAGCAUCUUUUUCGCAAACAAUCAAAGCUGUCGUUAGAUCUACAAUAUUUUUGGAGUGUAUCGCAGUGGGAAAUCCUACGCCAAGAACACGUUGGAUCACGAACGAUCAACCAGUAACUUUCAGUCCCUAUUAUGCUAUUUCACAAGGAUAUUUAAAAAUUCAUAGCGUUGAGCCAAAUCUCUCCGGAAAUUAUACCUGCUCAGCGAAGAAUUUAUUUGGUGAGGAUGAUAUAUCGUAUACGCUGAUAGUAUUGCAGACGCCGAACAUAACACUAUUGUCCAAACAGUAUGCAUCUCAUGAUAGCAUUGGUAUCAUGUGGGAAACUGCAAAUGAUAGUGGAACGCCUAUACAAGGCUAUAAUCUGUUCUAUAGGCCAACUAAUGGAAAUUGGAUCAGUAUUCCAAUAUCCUCAGACCAAAAUGCGUAUGUUCUGAACGGUUUAAAAUGUGGUUCGCAAUACAUUUUUAAAAUUAAUGCACAUAACAAAGUUGGCAUAGGACCUUCAACUGAAGAACUCAUUGUUUGGACGAAAGGCAAAGCACCACAAAUACCUCAGGAGAAUGAUUUGAUAGCAACGAAUUCAACUUGUCUGUAUUUAAAACUCAGUUCUUGGCAUAAUGGCGGAUGUCCAAUAUCACAUUUUUCUAUCGAGUAUCGUCGACUACACACACCUUUCUGGACAACGGUUUCUUCUGAUAUAUCAGGAGUAGAACGGGGCAAUAAAAGUAUCUCAUUCUGCGAUUUUGUGCCUGGUACAUGGUACGAACUAAAGAUAACUUCCAAUAAUGAUGCCGGAGAAACAACUGUGCAGUUCAAUUUUGCAACAACUACUCUUACGGGAGACAAAAUACCACCGUUCGAGUAUCCAACUAUUGAGAUUGAUAGUACAGCAGAUACAUCCAAUAUGCAUGAUGAUUUCCAAUGGAUUCAAACAAGCGUUGCAGUUGUAACUUUAGGGUCAAUAGCAGUUGCAGGAUUCAUUUUAACUCGUUAUAAAAGGAUUUACUGCUUUUCGAAUACGAGAAACAGCAUCAGUGAAUUAUCCAGUAACACAAAUCAAAAGGACGAAUGCGAAUAUGCACGUAAUCAACAGGUUUAUAGUUCAUCCCCAGUAAAAAUUAUAGACAAGGAAGACAGUUCCGAAAUGUACGAAAUAUCACCAUAUGCCACAUUCAACGACAACAACGAACGUAUUUUAAAAACGAGAUCACGCGACAGAACACCAUCGUCAAUGGAUUAUUCACUGCAUUUUCGUACAUUUGGACAUCCUGAAAAUGAGCUCAAUGCAACUGCAUAUCCUCUAUUAGAGUGCACAGGAUUUGGAAAUGCCAAAGAGAAAACAAGCUGGCAUAAGAAAACGCAUAGUGCAGGAGAUUCUUCAAUAAACCUACCCAGUAGCUCUGGAUAUAAGCACACGAGAUAUGAAGAAAAGUAUCACUCUAGAGUCGGGAACAAAACACCAGCUCCUAGCAAUUUGUCAGAAUCUGAUAGUAAUAGCCCAGUCAACGAAUUUUCAAGAGCGCCUACAUUCAGAAUGCCGGAAAAAUCACCACGUUUCCAGAGUAAUUUAUGAGAAUAAAUAAUGCAAUAAUAACA